This is a messenger RNA of Leptopilina boulardi, 1222 nucleotides long. Its product is annotated as speckle-type POZ protein-like. Gene Ontology annotation, cellular component: cytoplasm. NCBI's taxonomy places the organism in Eukaryota, Metazoa, Arthropoda, Insecta, Hymenoptera, Figitidae. The coding region runs from base 229 to 1179 and encodes 316 amino acids. The record is from RefSeq and is a predicted model, not a curated record. The transcript has 2 exons. Gene Ontology annotation, biological process: regulation of proteolysis; proteasome-mediated ubiquitin-dependent protein catabolic process. Gene Ontology annotation, molecular function: ubiquitin protein ligase binding.
UGUCAGACAUCAUUCCAGAUAUAUAGAGUUCAGUGGUCAGAAGUCAGAUGCCCAUUUUGCGUUGACUUUAUUUUAUUCCUAUAAUGAGAAGAGAUAAUUCUGUAAUUGAAUAUAAUUAUUAAAUAUAUUUAGUAAAGAAUCAGUUUUAUUAAACAAAAAAUUACAAAGAAAGUAAAUUAUACUUUUUUCAAGAAUUAACAAAUCCAGAUUUAUCAAAGCAGAUUGACAAUGCCGGUUGAUGAGAAAACGUUUUUUAAAUGGAUUAUUCCAGACUAUUGCUAUGCACGCACUAAAGUAAUGAAAAGUCAGUGUUUCAAAAUGAAGCAAAAUCCACAAAUUACUUGGUACACAGCAUUAAGAUAUGUUGGUAAUAAUUCAUCACCAAAAAUACAAUUUUGCUUACAUCUUGAUAAUACAACCUCGUUGGGUACUGAUAUUGUUAAUUUUUGUACAUCCCUCUCAAUUCUCGACUCAUCAAAUCAUCCAGUAUUUACUCUAAGCAGAAUGGUUUCCUUUAAUAAAAAUAAUAUUAAUGAGAUUGAAGUGUCCUUUGGGGAUUUGCAAUUUUCUAUUAUAAAGAAUUAUUUCGUAAAAAAUGAAUUAAUAUUGUUCUAUAAAAUAGACAUGUCUUACAAAUCAAACAUUCAACAUUUACAAUUACAAAAGGAUGAAUUUUUCAUUACUGUAAAUAAAUUCAACACAGUAACUCUCCACAUAGGAAAUAAAACAAUAAAUGCUAAUAAAGAAAUGCUUAAAGCAAAAAGUUUAGUUUUUAAUAAAAUGUUUUCCAUUGAUAUGGAAGAAUCAGUUACAAAUGAUGUUAACGUUAUUGAUAUUGACUAUGAUGUUUUCGUCGAAGUUUUGCGUUUUAUUUACACUGGAAAAAUAGGAAAGUCAGAUAAUUUGUCUAUGAAAAUUUUGAAAGCUGCUCACUUUUAUCAAAUCACUGAUUUAAUAACUAUUUGCGAAGAAAUUUUGUCAAUAAAUUUAAAUUAUGAUAAUGUUAUUGAUGUUUUAAUAAUAGCAGAUAAAUGUAGCGUACAAUUAUUGACAAAUACCUGUCUUCUAUUUAUUAUUCAACAUUUUAAAAAACUUCAAGGAUCUAAAAAACUAAAAGAUUUACCUUAUUCCGUGUUACAGGAAUUCAUCGUUAAUUUUAAAUUAACUGAUUGUGAUUAAUUUUUUUUGAUUGAACAUUUUGUUUUAUAAUUUUCUUAUUUUU